Messenger RNA from Rhizophagus irregularis DAOM 181602=DAOM 197198, 1396 nucleotides. NCBI's taxonomy places the organism in Eukaryota, Fungi, Glomeromycota, Glomeromycetes, Glomerales, Glomeraceae. The record is from RefSeq and is a predicted model, not a curated record.
UAGUAAAUUAAAAAUCUCAGAUAAUCAUAAAAAUUGUUCGUAUUGUAAUAAACCCCUUACUGAAGAAUUAUGGUGUAAAGAAUGUGACCCAUUUAGAAUAAUGGAAGGAUGUACCAGUGGAAAUUCUGUUAUUGAUAAGUUUAUAAAAGAUACAAUGUAUGAUACAAUGUAUAAUGCAAAAAUUAAAUCAAUUUAUAACAACAAUAAAUUUCUUGAAUGGGUACCAUUUGAUAGAUUUACAGAUAUAAAAGAAAUUGGUGAAGGUGGAUUUGCCAAAGUAUAUUGUGCAACUUGGAUUGAUGGCAAAUCAGAGUACUAUGAAAAUGAUGAUGGAAGUUGGAAAAAAAGAGAAACCGAAUCUAUAGAAGUUGCUUUAAAAAGGUUAAAUGGAUCACAGAAUAUCUCGGAUAAAUAUUUAAAUGAACUUAAAAUACAUUGGGAAAUUUCUAAUAGAGGUGGAUUAGAAUUUCAUGGAUUAACUAAACACCCGGAAACUAAAGAAUUUAUGAUGAUUAUGCGAUUUGCUGGUGAAGGAAGUUUGAGAAGUAGUCUUUCAAAUAACUUUAACAACACUAUGUGGAAAAAUAAAAUUAUCUAUUUGUAUACUAUAUUAUAUGACUUAAAUUCAUUACAUGAAUUAGAAUAUUGCCAUAAAGAUUUUCAUAGUGGUAAUAUUUUACAAAUUAAUAAUACCCCUUAUGUUUCAGACUUUGGAUUAUCAGGACCAGCAAAUAAACAAAAAUCAGAUGAUAAAGUAGUAUAUGGAGUAAUGCCAUAUAUUGCACCAGAAGUCUUAAACGGAGAAUCAUAUACAAAAUCAUCCGAUAUUUAUAGUGUAGGUGUAAUUAUGGCCGAAUUAUCAUCAGGAAGACCACCUUUUCACAAUAAUAAGCAUGAUUUUAACUUAUCAUUAGCCAUAUGUAAUGGACUCAGACCAGAAUUUGGAAAAGGAACUCCUGAAUUUUAUAAGAAAUUAGCUUAUAAAUGCAUGAAUGCCAAUCCAAAUGAAAGACCAACAGCCGAAGAAUUAAAAUAUAUAUUUGAUUUUUGGAUUGUCUCUAUUGAAGAUAGGAAUAAUGGAAUAGAAAAAUUCGGUUAUAAAGGAAAAGAAAUUAAAGCGGCAUUUGAAGAAGCUGAUAAGGAAAUACCAAAUAUCUCACCUUCAUAUGAAAAGAAUUCAGAUGCUGUAUAUACUAGUAGAGCGUUUACAUUUAGUAAUUUAUUACCAAAACCCGUUAAUUCAUCCAUUAUUACUUCAUAUGUUAAUAAUGAAGUUUGCGACUCUCAAUUAAUCGACUUGGAAGUAUCUAAUUCAAUAGAAUUAAGAGAUACCGACGAUGAAAACAAGGUUGAUAAUCAAGUGAAUUAAAUAUAAUUUAUUUAUAAGCUAUAGUAU